Salmo salar (Atlantic salmon) is the source of this 6511-nucleotide messenger RNA. NCBI's taxonomy places the organism in Eukaryota, Metazoa, Chordata, Actinopteri, Salmoniformes, Salmonidae. The record is from RefSeq and is a predicted model, not a curated record.
AGCCAAGGCAGAGCGAGUGAGCGUUGCAUAGCGAGGGGAAGAGGUGGUUUGCUUCGUUCAGUAUUUUUUGUAUGAACAAAACUACGAAUCACCUCUUCUUUUAAAGAUGUGGACAGAGGUCGGGAAGCUAAUGCUCUUACAUGUGUUACUAUUGGAGCUCCACUCCACCCAAGGGACUCAUACCGAUACGGAUUGUGAAACGGGUCAGUUUCAGUGCAAGAACGGAAGGUGUGUACCUACUCUCUGGAGAUGUGACGAUGACGACGACUGCUCUGAUAACAGCGAUGAAGAAAACUGUCCGAAGAAGACAUGUGCCACCACAGACUUUGCUUGUAAGAACGGCCAGUGUGUUCCCCAGCGGUGGCGUUGUGACGGCGAGCCGGAGUGUGCCGAUGGAUCAGACGAGGCCGAUGCUACAUGCAGUCGACAGACGUGCCCACCUGAGAAGUUUGACUGUGGGGGGUCAACCAGCAAGUGUGUCUCGUUGUCAUGGAGAUGUGACGGCGAAAGGGACUGCGAGAACGGAGCGGACGAGGACCAGUGUUCCGCAGACGCCAAUGCCUGCCCCGCCAAGGAGUUCCAGUGCCAUAACAGGAAAUGUGUGGCUCCCAUCUUUGUGUGUGACGGCGACGACGACUGCGGGGAUUGGAGUGAUGAGGAGAAGUGCUCCAUUUCCACCUGUGGCUCCCACGAGUUCCGCUGUAACGACUCGGAGUGUAUCCCGGCUCUGUGGAGCUGCGAUGGGGACCCUGACUGCGGGGAUAAGUCUGACGAGUCUAUGGAGCGCUGUAGUCGCCGGACAGAGCCCCAGAAGCCCCGGUGCUCGGCGGGGGAGUUCCAGUGUGGAAGUGGAGAGUGUGUCCACCUCAACUGGAAGUGUGACGGAGAAGCCGACUGCAAGGACAAAUCUGACGAGGCUGACUGCGCUCUGCUGACUUGCCGUCCAGAUGAGUUCCAGUGUGGUGAUGGGUCCUGUAUCCAUGGUACCAAGCAGUGCAACAAGGUGCACGACUGUCCUGACUUCAGUGAUGAGGCCGGCUGUAUCAACGUCACUAAGUGUGAUGGCCCCAGGAAGUUCAUGUGCAAGAAUGGACAGUGUAUCGACAGCAGCAAGGUGUGUGAUGCCGUCAAAGACUGCAAGGACUGGUCAGAUGAACCUAUAAAGGAGUGUGGUGUGAAUGAGUGUGCAGACAAAAAUGGAGGCUGCUCUCACAUCUGCAGAGACAGGAGGAUCGGCUAUGCGUGUGACUGUCCCUCUGGAUACCAACUAAUGGACAAGAAAACCUGUGAAGACAUAGAUGAGUGUGAAAAGCCUGACUCCUGCAGCCAGAUCUGCAUCAACUACAAAGGAGACUACAAGUGUGAAUGUUAUCAGGGCUAUGAGAUGGACCCCAGCACCAAGACCUGCAAGGCCGUGGGGAAGAGCCCGUACCUGAUGUUCACUAACCGCCAUGAGAUCUGCCGUAUAGACCUGGUAAAGAGAGAAUACAGCCAGGUGGUCCCAACUCUGAAGAACGCUGUAGCCCUGGAUGUGGACGUCACCACCAACAAGAUGUACUGGUGUGACCUCUACCAGCGCAAGAUCUACAGUGCGUACAUCAACAAGGCCAGUGAUUCGUCGGAGCAGGUGACUCUGAUUGAGACAGCGCUGUCCUCUCCUGAGGGGCUGGCUGUUGACUGGGUCCAUAACAACAUCUACUGGACCGACUCCGGAGAUAAGACUGUCUCUGUUGCCACGGGAGAUGGCAAGAAGAGGAAGGUCCUGAUUGACACUGAGCUGAGCGAACCACGGGCCAUCGCUGUGGACCCCCGACAAGGGUUUAUGUACUGGUCUGACUGGGGGACCCAGGCGAAGAUAGAGAAGGCUGGCAUGAACGGAGUGGACCGCCAAGUACUGGUGUCAGAGAGGAUCGAAUGGCCCAACGGCAUCACUCUGGACCUAUCCAACAGGCGUCUGUACUGGGUGGACUCUAAGCUGCACCUGCUCUCCAGCAUCGACCUGAACGGUGACAACCGCAAAGUGUUGCUCUUUUCCCAGGACCACCUGGGGCACCCCUUCGCUCUCACCGUCUUCGAGGACCGUGUGUACUGGACAGACCUGGAGGAUGAGGCUAUCUACAGCGCUAACAGGCUAACAGGACAUGAUGUGGCUACGCUAGCAGAACACCUCAAUAACCCUCUAGAUGUUGUGGUGUUCCACGAACUACGCCAACCCAAAGCUCCAGACAGCUGUAACAUGGGCAGUCUACCUAAUGGGGGCUGUGAGUACCUGUGUCUCAAAGCCCCCCAGAUCACAGACCACUCCCCCAAGUACACCUGUGCCUGCCCGGACGGCAUGGAGCUGGGACCAGGCAUGAGACGAUGUGCCAUAGUCAAACCCAAGACAACCACGUCAGCUCCUACCACAGCCACCACUACCAACACUGCAAGUCCUACCACAGCCACCACCCCAGUAACCACCCCAGCAACCACAACUACCACUCAAACCACAGGUGCUACUACAACUACAGCUCCUACCACAGUCACACGGUCGACCGCAGUUCCUUCGACGUCCCCCCCUCAUCCUCCCCCCAGGAACACAGCUUCGUGGAGGACCCCUCUCUCCACCUCUGGCCCCCGCUCCACUUCCACACCCCCUCUACUGCCCAACAACAUCCAGAGAGAGAACGCUAACCUCUCCCACCGCUCUGGGAAUGACCACUUCCUCCUGGGUAACAACAUAACAGUGGCGGUCCUGGGUAUAGUGAUUCCUAUAGUUCCUAUCCUUGCCACAGUGGUCAUCGGCAUGCUCUGCACCGCCGGAUACCUGGUCUGGUGUAACUGGCGCCGGAAGAACACCAAGAGUAUGAACUUCGACAACCCUGUCUACCGUAAGACCACGGAGGACGACGAUGACGAGAUUCACAUCGGUCGAACUGGAGAGUCUAUCGGCCACACCUACCCCGCUGUGAGUGGCAGCGUCCACCAGCCAUUCCUAGCCCUGCCCCUGGGGGGCGGGAUCACAGACAGCAACUCCCAUUGGUACUCGGGGGUGCCCAUGCAUCCCACCGGCAAAUAAGAUGAGAAGGGGUGGGACUUGGAGAUUGAGAGAGGGUUGGAGUGUGUGGGGGUGGGAGAGUCUCCAAGACAGGGACAGGCUUACAUCCUCUCACACACACACACACACACACACACACACACACACACACACACACACACACACACACACACACACACACACACACACACACACACACACACACACACACACUUAAGUCACAAAAUCAUUCCAAAAACUUCCUUGGUCAAACACAGACAUUGAUGUUGAGCCCUUCAUCACCACAUUAUCUUCACCUUCAUUCAUCAUAUAGUCUAUUGGGUCUCUAUCCAUCUCCACAUUCCUUCAUUCAUCAUAUAGUCUAUUGGGUCUCUAUCCAUCUCCACAUUCCUUCAGUCAUCAUGUAGUCUAUUGGGUCUCUAUCCAUCUCCACAUUCCGUGUUUUGACAGUGUGUGUCACUGUGUUGUCGUUGUGCGUUAGGGAGGCACAGCGCCCUGGGUUGUAGCUUUACUCUCUCCUCUAUGAAGACUUAGUGAAGGGAGCAUCAAACCUGCUCCUUCCCCUUUGGAGUGUAAAUUAGGCAAAAGGGGAACAGUAACCAGAACAGAAACAGCACCUUAGAUGACGGGACAAUCUUUAAUCAUAUUCAUUUAUUCCUGAUUAUUCUUGUUUUUAAUGAUAUAUUUCUCUGCAUGAGUGUUUUGUUUUUCUAGCGGUGUACUUGUAAGGUAUCUUAAACAGAGAUCUGCUGGUAAACAUGAACAAGACAGAGGUGGGAGGGGUUAGCGCUGGGAUCAGUUUGCAUGGUGACACGCAUUGCUGUCGUGGCGUGGAAGAGACAGCGGGAGAGAGGGGUGGGACUCUGGCUGCAUGAUAGGUUACACACACACACCUGGUAUGCUACAGUGCUGUGCUGAGAGGUCAUGUUGAAUACCACCUCCACCUUAGAGUGGGUAGUGGGGGAGGAAACAAGCUUCCACCUGGGCUUUUCCUCGUCUCCUCUCUUCUCUUCUCCUCUCUCCUCUCCUCGCUUCUCCUCUCCUAUCUCCUCUUCUCCUCUCCUCUCUUCUCUUUCCUCUCCUCGCUUCUCCUCUCCUCUCUUCUCCUUUCUUGUUUUCUCCUAUCUCCUCUUUUCCUUUCCUGUUUUCUCCUCUCUUCUCUUCUCCUUUUCUCAUCUCCCCUCUCUUCUCCUCUCUUCUCUUCUACUCUUACCCUCCCUCUCCUCUCCCCUCUCCUACUCUCUUCUCUUUUCUUCUCUCCUCCCUCCCCUCUCCUCCCCUCUUCUUCUCUCCUCUCUCCUCCUCUCUCCUCCUCUCCUCUCUUCAUGGUGUUUCAGUCAGAUAGAGACAUCAGAAUGUCCCGAGGUGGAUCUCUGUAAGCCCUUGCAGCUCUCCUCACAUCACUGCCAAAUCAGUGUGCUGAGGAUAGAGUGAUGAGAGGAGGAGGAGUGGGAUCUGCGUUAAGGAGAGCUUCUCUCUUGCUCUGUCUCUAUGUUGCUCUUUCUCUCACUUUUAGUUCUCUCCCUCUGUCUUUUCUGCUCUUUAUCUUUCUGGUCCUCUCUGUCUCAGUCUCCCUUUCAGCUCUCCUUCAAACACACACAGACACACAGACACACAGACAAACUCUGUGGUAACGUUGUUUUAUCUGCUCCCUGCAGCGUGUGGCGCUCAGUCUGGAGGAUGACGGAUUCCCCUGAGGGGCACGCCGUGUCUCCGCCCCGUCCCUCCGUCCCUCCAUAUCCCAGGGGGACCACACUGCAGAGGAGGGGGGCACAGAGAGAGAGAGAGUGAGAGAGAGCCUGCUCAUACAGUAACCUAACCCCCCAAGGACGGGGGGGGGGGUAUAUUUUACUUAUAGGUGUACCCCCCAACUUGUGUCUCUAAAACACAUCCUCUCUCUCUCUUACACCUAACUGUAUUGUCCUACUACUUUACUACUAGUUACUACUGCGCUGUCCUCUGCUCUUCUGUUAGCCCCUCGUUAGUUAGGUAGUUCCUGGAGUUAGAUGUCGUGCUGAAUGCUACUGUCUGUCUUACUGAUGACUAACCUCAUUGCCCAUCAGUGCACAUGUAAAUAGAGGCUGGUUCUCCCUGGGUAGACUACUGUACUGAGCCAGCAACAGGGGAAUGGCCAGCUGUAUUUAAUGAUUAUUUUGUUUUGACUUUAUUUAUUGUUUGUGUUUGCUGGUGAAAAUAUGAUCGGGCCAGGCCUGUGUCACUGAGGAUAGGCUACGCAUGGCUAGAGCGAAGUGGAAUGGGUGUAGGGAUGGGGGUAUUGGGGGGGCCGGGCCAGAGGGCAGCGCCACAGGAAAAAGCAGUAGGGCAGAACUCGGGUGAGGGAGGAUUAUGGGUAAUCCGCACUGCUGGAACCCAGACGUACACAAAAGUGACUAGAUAAUGACCAGGGGGAAGGGUCGGGGUGGGAUGGGGGUCAGAGGACAUUUUUAAACUAGGAAGAUUUAGUGGUACACAUUCCCUGCUGUUGGUCUCCGUGUCUGUGUGAGCAGAGAUGUUUUCUCUCUAACUUUGGAAGACGUUUUAGGGACUCUGUAGAAGAGGGUUCAAUGUCCCACUACUGAUUUAAAUGGAAGGAAAAUGACAACCCAAUGAAGAAACAGAACUGAGCACUGGAUUUGUGUUAGAUUGCCGGCCAGAAUCACAGUUUAUGAGUUGAAUACAGUUGUAUAUCAGUUAGGGUAUCCACUAGCUUCCACUACCAUUUCCUGUCUGGUUAGUUCCCAUACUUACGUCUUCCAUACUGAGGAUAUAUUUCAGUAUAUUUCAGUUCUCAGUGUAAUAAGGAGUGGCUAGACUACUAUAAACGGAAGCAAGAUAUAUUUUACUAGAGAAGACAUCCAUUGUUGGGUUUGCAGAAUCAGUCUGGGUGUGGUACACUGGAUUGUUUGGGGACCAUCAUCCAUGCAAUAGCAUUCUGUCUUCCAUGACAUUAGAACCUGCCUAGCAACAGGUGAUAUCAUCAGGGAGGGGACCUCUGCACCAGCACAGUUAUGGGACUGAAGGAAACAAUUUAUUGUGAUUCUGUCAUAGGUUCAUAAUAAGCGAAUAGGUACAGUGGAUAGUUUUGAGGUUGUACAUUUAUGCUCUGCUACUUAACAAACAAACUUGACUAUUUUCUUCUAUAGCACUGGAUAUGAAGGCCCAAUUGAGAGACAUGGCUGUCUAAGCUCUUUCUGUAAGCAAGACUUCACUAGAGCUGUUUAGUUGUCUUCCUGCUGGUAGUCAGUACACUGUCAAGGAUUCAUAUGAGAACCUGCUAACUGAAGGUACUGACUUCAACUACUCCAUCUUAUUUCUGUAAGAAAGCAGAGGCUUUUGGGAAGGCAGUGGGACACAUGCUAGUGCAUGCAUUCACACAGAGACACAGACAUACACACACAGAAACAAACACACAGAGACACAGAUAUACACACAUAGAAACACAGAAACACACACACAGAGACACAGACAUACACA